This is a messenger RNA of Strongyloides ratti, 1197 nucleotides long. Its product is annotated as CRAL-TRIO domain and GOLD domain-containing protein. Gene Ontology annotation, cellular component: cytoplasm. The transcript is spliced from 3 exons. Lineage: Eukaryota; Metazoa; Nematoda; Chromadorea; Rhabditida; Strongyloididae. The record is from RefSeq and is a predicted model, not a curated record. Bases 1 to 1197 code for a protein of 398 amino acids.
AUGAAUGAUACAUCAGAAAUCAUCAAAAAGCAUUUAACAUUAUCUCAUUAUAUUUCUGCUAAUGAAAUUACUACAUUUCAAAGAAAAUGUAUAGAUGAAAUUAGAUUUAAACUAAAAGAUACAUUAGAAUUAUAUCCAGAUUAUGAUACUGAUUUCUCAAUUCUUCGUUGGAUUAUGGGAUAUGACUAUGAUAUUAAUGUUAUUUUACCAAAAAUGAAAACUUCAAUUGAAUCAUUGGUUGCUUUAAAUAUUAAAAAUGUAAAAUGUGAAGCACCAGAAGAAAUCAAUGAAUAUAUUAGUAAACAUACACCUGCUGCAUCUUUCUUUCCUGGUGGAGUUAUGGGUUUAGAUAAAAAUGGUAAUGCUAUAAUUGUUCAACCUAUAGCUAAAGCUGUACCAAAACUAUUAGUUAAAACAGAGAAAGCAUCAUGUUUACAUUAUUUAAGUACAAUUGAAGUUGAAAUGGCAUUUAAAAUGAUAAGAGAAGAAGAAAGAAAACGCAAAAGUAAACUUGGAGCAAUGGUAAUUGUUGAUUUGGAAGGUUUUAGUACAGAUUUAUUAUAUAUGCCUGCUGUAAAAAUUUAUCUAAAUCUUUUAACAUUAUUACAAGAUUUAUUUCCUGAUUUUGCAAGAACAUUAUAUAUUAUUAAUUCUCCAAAAAUUAUUACACAACUUUUAUUGAUGGUUAAACCAGUUUUAUCAAAACAAACACGAGAAAAAAUGAAAAUUUUGGGAGACAAUUGGAAAGAUGUAUUGAAAGAAGAAUUAGGUGAAGAAAAUUUAUAUCCACAAUGGGGUGGAAAUAAAAAAAAUGUGGGAAAAUAUGGAAAAAUAAAUAUUAGACCAGGCGGUGUACCACCAGAUAAUUUAAAAUUUACAGAAGAAAGAUUAAAUAAUAAUUAUGAUUUAAAAAAUUUAGCUAAAAUUAAUAUUCCUGCUGGUUGUAUUAAGAAAAUUACAAUAAAAGCUUCCAAAGGUCAACAGCUUAUGUGGUAUUUUACAUGUGGAAAAGAUAUAGAUUUUAAGGUACUUUGUAAUGGUAAAACAGAAUGGCCAAAUUUUAGAAUUACAACAGAAUUUGUUCCAGAGUAUGGAAAUAUAGUUGCAAAAGAAAAUGGUGAAUAUGAUUUUAUUUUUGAUAAUACAUAUGGAACAUUUUUUAGUAAAAAUGUUUAUUAUAACAUUUAUGCAAAAUAG